AUGGUACCGCCCAGAGAUCUAUGCACUGAGCCGUCGAAUCUCUCUGGUUCCGCGUUGAGUGCAAGUAUGUCGUUACUCAGCGCUGUUCGCAACAUCAAGUCACUACCAUCCAGUGCUGUCAACCUGAUAAAGGAACUUCAGGAAUUAACUGAAGUUUUACUUCGUCUCAGCGAAAUGAUCGGUACUUCUGGUUGUAUUGACUUGUCCAGACUCGAUUCACUUUUAUCACUUUGUGGCCUGGCCUGUGAGAAGUUCGAGCAGGAACUUGAAAAUCGUCUAUCGUAUCCUAAUAAUGGAGUGAUGAGCCCUCGCGACUGGGCUAAAUUAAGAUGUAUGGGCUAUAGUGUAAACGAAUUCAGGGAGUUGCUGUCUGUAUAUAUAGUAACUGUCAAAAUUACCCUCACCGACGCCUGCUUUCGCAGCCAACCCUUCGUUACUACUGAAACCUUAAAAGCCCACGAAGACCUAAUCCAGAGCGCCAAAGUUGACGUUGAGAUGUAUCUGGAAACGCUGAAUGAAAGGCUGGAGAAGAUACUAGAUCCAACCACGCCGGAGCUCCAACAGCUCAAGGAAUGGCAGCUGAGCGUUGAGAAAUGCAUUCUGAUAUGUACCCAAUUGGCCGACCGUAUUGAUGAAAUCAAGUCCAAACGAAAAGAUGACAGUGGCACACAUGGGUUACACGAUGCGACUCACCACCCUGACUCACAGUGGAGCGCGAAUGGUAGCACCAUUAGUAACUACUCCACAGGUGAUGCCGUACAGUUGAUGUUUUCAACUAAUCAAAGAGCCUUUAAUGGAAGCAAUCGGGGCUUAGGGUGGAGAACAAGACAAGCUGGUGGUCAUUUUAGCGAUGCCACUGGUCAACAAAUAUCGAAGGACUUUGCUUCUAUUAGCACUAAGUUGAUCUGUAAUGAAGAAUCAGGUCCAAGCCAUAGCUCGUCCACGGUUAAUAAUAACAGUCCAAGCGACCCUAUAUUUUUGUCAAAUGGUAUGAACCGGGCUCUCCUAUCCAGGGGCAUUUUGGCAAAGGAGAAAUUAUUUAGUGACUUUUCAGGCUAA
Molecule: messenger RNA, 1059 nt
Organism: Aspergillus nomiae NRRL 13137
Lineage: Eukaryota; Fungi; Ascomycota; Eurotiomycetes; Eurotiales; Aspergillaceae
Exons: 2
Coding region: 1-1059 (352 amino acids)
Source: RefSeq, a predicted model, not a curated record